GUGAGAGCUCUGCCAACGAGAUGCAAGAAAUUUUCUAAAAAGUAUCGAAAAAAAUUAAUUUUUGAUAGUAUCAUAUCAGGGAUUAUUGGAAAUUAUGGCUUCUAAAGGUGGCUUUGUUCCGCAAGGGACAGAUGGAACAGAUUUUUUGCAUAGACAGCGCGUUGCUGAACAUUAUCAAAAAAGUGCUCUCAACAAAUCUCGCCUGAAAUUCUGUAUAUUUUUUCACUACCUACUGUUUUUCGUAAUGAUUGCAAAGUUAUCGGCUGACAUACUUGAUAAGCUUGACAUAUUCAUUUUGGAAAUUGAAGAAUUGAGAGUCCCAAAGCCCCUGUGGUUUGAAUAUAUUUGGUGUGUAUCAGUAGUUUUAUCGUUUAUAGGAUUGUCAGCUGUACGUUCAAAUAAUGUCUUAAAUAUGCAAAAGUAUAUGAUUGGAGUUGUGGUUUUCGGUCUAUUUCCUGUUUUUUACUGUAUUUUACACUAUAUGAAUGAUGUCAUUGAUUAUAUUCAGCUGGAAGAUGACACUGACGUUGAAGACACUGAAAUUAAAGUGUGGCAGAAUCUCCCAUAUGGACUUCUAUGGUACGGUUUUGCAUUUGCUGCUAUUCAGGUUCACGGAUUCUCACUAGUUUUUGCAUGGAAUUUGACGAGUGCAUGGAAAUCCAGAGGAUCAAAGAAAACUCAAUAAAUCAUAGGAAAAUUCAAAAAUUCUUGUAACAAAUCUUUGAUGUAUAUCGACAUAGUUUUUUGGUCUACUUUUUGAUCUAAACGAUCUUCAUCCUAAGACAAUAAGUUUACAGUUCAUUUAUAAUUUCUUUAUUAUGCUGUCCCUUUCAUUCAUUUGUAAAACAGUGCUUAAUUUACUUAACAAUCUUAUGAGUAUAGAUGAAUUUUACUGCAAUUUGUUAAGAAACAAUUCAUACAUGACAGACGUUCUGCGGGAUAAACGAAUUUCAAUGGUGUUUUAAAGCGAGUGAGAUGUAAUAAAUUUAAAUUAUAUAA
This is a messenger RNA of Chironomus riparius, 999 nucleotides long. The record is from the annotation of a GenBank genome assembly. NCBI's taxonomy places the organism in Eukaryota, Metazoa, Arthropoda, Insecta, Diptera, Chironomidae.